Messenger RNA from Dioszegia hungarica, 1617 nucleotides. RefSeq names its product cytochrome P450. Gene Ontology annotation, molecular function: monooxygenase activity; iron ion binding; oxidoreductase activity, acting on paired donors, with incorporation or reduction of molecular oxygen. The record is from RefSeq and is a predicted model, not a curated record. The transcript is spliced from 8 exons. NCBI's taxonomy places the organism in Eukaryota, Fungi, Basidiomycota, Tremellomycetes, Tremellales, Bulleribasidiaceae. The coding region runs from base 1 to 1617 and encodes 538 amino acids.
AUGCACCAUAUCUACGUCCUCCUCGGCGGCGUCUUCGCUGCGUACUUUCUCAAAUGGCUCGCGCGGUACAUCAGCGUCCGGCUCCAAGUGCGCGGUCUACCCGUAAUUCACAGCGCUAUCGAAGUGAUGGAGGCCGGGCACCGCUCUGCUCUUCCUCACAUCCCCGGUAUCGUCCCCGCUCGCAAGUACACCCUCGAUGAUCCCUGGAAAAAGUACGCCGAUGCCCAGUCCGACCUUAUCGCCUGUACCCAAGCCACCACUCCCUACGCCGUCUACCUCACAUCCAACCCACACGUCGCGCUCUCCGUUUCGGCCAAGCCGGCGCAGUACCUCAAGCCGACCAGCAUGUUCCGGUACGUCGCCAUCGACAUCUUUGGGCGACAGAUUGUCAGCUGUCAGACUGGGGCGGAGCACAAGCGGCACAAGUCGGUCGUCAAGGGGUGCUUCAAUGAGACCAUUAUGCGAGGGGUGUGGGACGCGAUGGUGCAGACGCAGGCGAUGAUGUGGGGUGAGGUAGGUGUACGGGAGGGAGGGGUGUGGAAGGAUAUUGAGGGGAGUACGACCCAGCUGACGUUGCUGGUAAUUGGCAAGAUUGGCUUCGGGCAGGAGUGGCCGUGGAGGAUCGCCGAGACGGGCGGCAAGAUCUUGCCCCUCGACGAGUCUCUCUACGUGGUCACGCACAGCAUGUUUGCUCAGCUGGUCGCUCCCCUCUGGCUACUCAAGUACAACCCCUUCGCCAGUGUCCGCCGUCUCGCCAAAGCCCAGACCUCCCUCAUCCACCACAUCAUGUCCAUGAUCGCCAGCCGAGGCGCCACACUUCAGGCCGAGACCAACAUCCUGACCAAGGGGGACAAGAUCAAGCCGCCCUCGGAUGUCCUCGGCGCGAUCGUCGCUAGCCAGAUGGACGUGGUGGCCGAGUCCAAAUUGAAGGCGGGGGAGAAGGUGCAGGCUGGUCUGACGCCGGAGGAGAUUGUGGGGAAUGUCUGUAUGGCUGGCCACGAGACAUCUGCGCACGUCAUCGGCUUCACACUCGCCUAUCUCGCUCUCUACCCGGAGCACCAGGAGAAGAUCCUCCAGGAAGUCGACGGUAUCACCGGUGGUUCCCUCCCCACCUACCGCGAUAUGCCAGCACUCAAGUACGCCCUCGCUUGCAUCCACGAGUCUAUUCGACUCCGGGAUAUCGUCAUGACCCUCCCCAAGCUCCUCGCUGAAGACUGCCACCUCCCUUAUACCACCUGGGACGCUUCUGGCCAAGCCACGACCCACACCCGCCUCCUCAAGGCCGGCUCUCACCUCAUCAUCGACUCUCCCGCUUGCCAGCGCAACCCCUUCACUUGGUCCGACCCAACCGCUUUCCGGCCCGAACGGAUGCUGGACGACAGCCAAAAGGGGCUCAGCACGGGCUUCUCUUCAGGCCAGCGAGCGUGCAUCGGGAAGCGCUUCGCCGAGGUCGAGAUGGUCGCUUUCAUCACUCAUAUGGUGAAGGAGUACAAGUUUGAGCCGGUCCCACUGGAAGGGGAAGGCAGGAUGGAGAUGGAGAAGAGGUAUUUGGAGGGCAAGGAGGUUUUGAACUUGACUCCGGGGAAGUGGGAUCUGAAGAUGACCAAGAGGGCUUAG